GGUGGCGGGGGGCGGUAAUCUGACAAUCCUCCUAAAAGAGAGACAGCCUUUUCAGCUGUCAAAAGUCCCUCCCAGUGCUUACUCAGCAACAGCAAGAACAAAACUGCGUCCCUUCCUCACGCUCAUUCAGUCACUUCAAGUGCAAUCAGUCCAGCCCGAUAUCACGGGGAUACACAAAACUUGCCAACAUACACUUGGUGUCUCCAGUACUAAGGGCAGCAUCCCGACUUCAGAAGCCUGUGACUGAGUGCUAGAAUAAAUACGUGCAUAAGUGAAAACAACACUAGGCAAGUACAGCAGUACAGAGAAAAAGGGAAAGAAACUUUUCAGAAACUUUUCCUGCUGUUCUACUUCUGACGAGGGAAUUCGGCCAAGUCUAAAGAAGAUCCAGCUGGAAGGAGAUCACAACAACUUUUUGCUCACAUGAAGAUGCCCCGGUCCUUGGCAGAAGGAUUUGUAUUGCUUAGUUGCUUCUGUAUGCAUGUGGUGGUCAGGAGUUCCCCCUCCACCCCAGAAGCAGAAAAAGUGGCACCUCAAGAUACAGACUGUCCAUCGUGCGCACUUUCACGUUUCAAGCAGCAAGAGGUACCGGACACAGCACAGCCGGAGAUGGUGGAGGCUGUCAAAAAGCACAUUCUGAAGAUGCUACAUCUGGAGGACAGACCCAACAUCACCCAUCCCAUCCCCAAGUCGGCUCUCCUCAAUGCCAUUAAGAAGUCGCAUGUAGGAAAGAUAGGGGAUGAUGGCCGUGUGGAGAUUCAGGACGACAGCUACAGGCGUGAUGAAAUGAAUGAACUCUCAGAACAGUCUGCAGAAAUCAUCACCUUUGCAGAGCCAGGCACACUUGCAAAUAUGCUUCAUUUUGAGAUAUCCAAAGAAGGCAGAGAUCUACCAGUGGUGGAGCAAGCCAGUGUAUGGCUUUUCCUUAAGGUUGCCAAGUCAAACCGAAGCAGAGCCAAGGUGGAAAUACAGAUUUUCCAGAGAAAUCAGCAACAUAACAAUAGCUCUGAAGGAGAGAUACUUCUUACUCACAAGACAGUAGAAACACGUCGCAGUGGUUGGCACACACUGCCUGUGUCAGCGGCUGUGCAAGCCCUCCUUGACCGAGGGCAGAGUGUACUGGAUCUACGAGUUAAGUGUCAGCAGUGUAAAGAUGGGGGUGCUGUGGUGAUCUUGGCUGGAAAAGAAGAAAAGGAGCAGUCGCAUCGGCCAUUUCUCAUGAUUCUUGCUCGACAGUCUGAAGAUCAUCCUCACAGACGCCGUAAGCGUGGUUUGGAGUGUGAUGGCAAGAUUAGCAUCUGUUGCAAGAAACAAUUCUUUGUAAGCUUUAAGGAUAUUGGGUGGAGUGACUGGAUAAUUGCACCCACUGGCUAUCAUGCCAACUACUGUGAGGGUGACUGCCCGAGCCACAUUGCUGGCACAUCAACCUCAUCAAUCUCUUUCCACUCAACAGUUAUUAACCACUACCGCAUGCGGGGAUACAGUCCCUUUACAAGCAUUAAAUCAUGUUGUGUGCCCACUAAGCUGCGUGCAAUGUCUAUGUUGUAUUAUGAUGAUGGGCAAAACAUCGUUAAGAAGGACAUCCAGAGCAUGAUUGUGGAAGAGUGUGGGUGCUCAUAAGGAGAAAGGCAUUAAAAGAAGUCAAACAGCACCAAUCUCCUCACUUGUAGAUGCUAUCAAAUAGUGAGAGAGAGAGAGAGAGAGUGAGAAAGAGAAAUAGAGAGAAAGAGAAAAGUAAAAGGGGACAGGGGAGAUGGAAGGAGCGAAUGGCCAAAAAUUAUUAAUAUUCAGUGAUGGAAAUUUUGUUGCAAGCUUUAAGAGCUACUGGGGGGCUUGUCUUUCACUGGAAGUCUCUCUCCUUUUAAAAUAAAUUGGGAACAGUGGUGCAUGACUACUGAUAAUUCUCCACUGAAUCGAGUCAGAUGGGGAAAAUGUCAGUGUACCCCCUCUCUGCUAAUUCCAGAACUGGUAUUAUGCCUGCUCCAUUCCUUCUCUCCCCUCUCCAAAGCAGAGAUGCUGACAACAGACUCAAUGGCAUGGACUCCUUAUACAGCCAGGCAUCUAAUGGUACAUUCACUGGCACUUUUUUGUUUUUGUUAUUGUUCUUGUUUCCACUUAACAGGUCUAUAGUAUAUUUUUGUUAAGAAAAAGAUGAAAAGUAUAUUGUGCAGGUAUAUACCUUCACUGUCUGCACUACUUUUGCAAAAAAAAAUGUUUAGUUUUGUUAAGGUGCCUAAAGAUUUUAAAUCUAUGCAACUUGUAAUUAGGUUUUACAAACUGUUUACCUGAGAAAAAAGGAAGACAUUUCUAUUGGAAGUAAAUAUUUCACUUUUUGAUGAAAGAUACUUGAAAGGAACAUGUUUGUCCAGCUGCUGGAACCAAACACGUCUAUAUUUUGUAACUUUUUUGUGAUUUGCACUAUAACAAUAUUGACCUAAUUGUUAUUUAAUGAGUAUUUUAAGAGGGGUUACAGGGCAGAGCUGCACUUAAAUGUGUGCACGAUUAAGAAAAAUAGAGCACACACAUGCAUGCACUCACAUUACCUUGCUAGGUAGAGGUACGGCAAAUAGGCAGAUAAAACAAGCAAACAGACACACACACACACACACACACACACACACACACACACACACACACACACACACACACACACACACCAAAGAAGCUAUGUGAGUGCUAAAUAGUUUUUGUUACUGGGAUAUAAAUAUAUUUAUAUAAAUUGGAUUAUUUUGUCAGGGUUUGGUACAGUGAAGGAAAGCACUGCAGAAUUCCUAAUUCAUGCUUAUACUCUCAUUCCUUAUUUUUUUAUAUUUCUGAAAUAUGUUUAGACUGCUGCUAAUACCACUCUUUAAGUUUCUGAGUAAUUUCUUGAGUGUUGAUAGAAUAUGUGAAUUGUGAGCCAAAGAUAAGCAGCUUGAAAGAAUGUAAUGAGGUCUCCACUAAAGAGAAUGAUCCAUGUAGUGGAUUUACGCAUCACCAAGCCAUGGCAUUUUACCAUUGAAGAGCAUAUUCUAAUGUACCAGUUACAUUGCAGUUACAGUGGUUACGAGUGUGAAAAAUCUUCUCCUUCUUUUAGAAUAUUUUUCAGUUGAGCAAUAAAAAGUAUUUUCUUGAUAUUUCCCUUUGGCAGACUUUGCAGAGUUACUGUAAAUACGCCCCUCUCAUACCACUGUCAGUUUGUAUGUGCUUGUGACAGUAUAGUCAGGCCUCAUGCAAUACAUUGUAAUUUCCACAUUGUAAUUUCUGCACAUUACUCAGGAAUAUGGCCAUAGAACCUGUGGCUCAUAAGAAAAGAGACACCAUGAUUGCCUCUUCAUUCUGACUCAUGUGCUUUUCAAAUCAAAGAACAACAUUGUUAUUGCAGUUUUUGACACUCCAGACCCUGCCAUUAAGAGUUAAGUGCAUGGUUUCUUAACUGCUGUGUCAUGUGACAAAGUAGUGGGUGAACUUGUGACACAAUCAGCUUUAAGUGCAGCGAGUCAUUCUGCAGUGUUGACACUUGCACAUAUCACCUUCAUGAAGAAGAUUUAGCUCAUUAGUAGAUGACAGCAGUUUGGUUGCAUUGAGAGUCUACAAAUUUGUUAGGAUCGUGGAACUCAAAAAAAUUCAAGUAACAUGAUAAUGCACUUCUAUUACCACAUGUAUGCUCAUGGUGGUGCCAGGGGCACAUUUUACAUCAAAUUUAAAGAAGAAACUCAAGAAAGGAGUCAUUUGUACAGCAAGAGCAUGGGAUGAAAUGGCAGUUCUGUAGUGCUUGCUUUCAUUUAAAGAACUUAAUGAGGGGGGUUGGAUACAGGCUCAGAUCUUGCAAAAAAAGUACUCUGCUUCAAGACCCUAUCGUAGAUAAAAUCUAAAACAUUCCUGUGUUAAUGUUGUUUGCUGUUGAAAGCAAAUUAUUAAAAAAGCACUUCAAGAGGUUUUGAUAAAUUUAACAUUUAAGAUGUUUGAAAUUAUAGUUUUACCAUCUGCAACUUGUUGAAACUACUUAAGAGAAACGUACUCGAUUUUUUCUUCUAUACUUUCUUGUCUGCUUGAAUCUUUUAGUCUAGCUAUCAAUCCUUCCAUCCAUUUUAUCUGCUUGUCAUUACUUGGAAAUUCUCGUGGAGUUCCAUAUGACAAGCUGAGUGUAAUAUUGUUAAUUUAAAAAAAGCUCUAACAUUCUUUUUCUUGUCAUACUCUAUAAUUUACAAACUAAGGAAAAGCCACUUUUCUUACAUGGAAAAGAAAGAAAAACAAAAAAAUUCAAAACAGCAGUCAGAAAUGCCGGACUGCUGUGACUGCUUUUAUGAUUGCACUCACAAAUGCCUGACUAACAUCUGUCUAGUUUGCAUAUUUUUGUGCACCAAAAAGAGUGACUCACCUGUCAGAUCAAUUAUUUUAACAAAACAGCAGUUUUAUACAAGAUAAAAGAAGCGUAGUUUUCCAUUGCAGUAAAAAUUCAAGGCAAUAUUUUUCUUAUCUAAUUUAUUUUAUAUAAUGCUUAAGUAGAGCAAAAGGGUAUUCACAGAUACUGAUAAAGUGGUGAGACUGCAUGCCUCACAGUCUCCAGUAUAGUCUAUAUUGUGGAUUACAAACUUAAUUUAAUUUGAAAUGGUUAUUAGAAAACUGGCUUUGACUGAAACAAAAUUAUAUUUGCAUUACUGCAUAUUAUAAAUGUAUGCAUGUGUGUGUGUAUGUGUGUGUG
Molecule: messenger RNA, 4684 nt
Organism: Protopterus annectens (West African lungfish)
Lineage: Eukaryota; Metazoa; Chordata; Ceratodontiformes; Protopteridae
Gene: INHBA
Product: inhibin subunit beta A
Exons: 2
Coding region: 424-1620 (398 amino acids)
Biological process (GO): SMAD protein signal transduction; BMP signaling pathway
Cellular component (GO): extracellular region
Molecular function (GO): cytokine activity; growth factor activity
Source: RefSeq, a predicted model, not a curated record